AUGGAUCAAAUAGACUUGUCUUAAAUUUUAAAGAAACUAAAUGAAUGGAAGAAAUCAUCCCCAACAGCUGUAUAUAAUUUACUGGAUUAAAUUGGCACUCAAAAUUUUGGGUAAAACAGAAUUGUACAUCAGAAAUUUUUACUAGCAGUCCAAAAAUUAGCUUAAUUACAAGAAAUACCACCAAAUAGCAUUUAUAAAUCAUAUGAUUAUGAAAAAAUGAUCAAUAAAGCCAAAACAAUACUUAAAAUAUUGAGAUAACCAUUAAAAAUGGAAGUGGAAAAAGAAAAACCAGAACCAAUGAAAAAACAUAAUUUAUUUGCCGGAUACUAGCAACAAUAUACAGGAUAUGUUGAUAGAAUAUAAAAUCUAAAUCUAAUAAGCAAUCUAAUUUUACACAUAUUCAAAAACUGGGAGUAAACCAACAAAGAACAAUUAAUUUCAAUUGAUAAAAUUAAAGCAGUUACUAUAGGUUUAGAGAAAGAAAUAUAUUUGAGAAAUUUUUACAAAGACUCCAGGAAAAUGACUUAUGAAAUGGAUAUUAAAACUCUAUUGCAAUUUAUGAAAAGAGAUAAGACUGGGGAUGUACUUAUUAGAGUGUUCAAUAAAAGCUUAUCCUAUGAACAAGCAGCUUAAUUGAAAUCAGAGGAUUGGAUUGAUGAAAAAACUAAACUAAAUCAAAAGGCAGCCCAAAAGGAAGAACUUGAAAUUAAUUAAAUAGGCUUCUACAAAGAAAUCUCCAAAAGAGAAAUGGAUGGAGUUGAGGGUAAAUUAUGCAGAGGAUGCCAUCAAAAAAAAGUAUAUUUAGUAGAUGAAAAGCAAACUCGAUGUGCUGAUGAGCCUACUACUAAAUUCUUUGAAUGCUUUAACUGUGGAGAUAAAUUCCGUGUUUGA
Messenger RNA from Paramecium octaurelia, 891 nucleotides. The record is from the annotation of a GenBank genome assembly. Lineage: Eukaryota; Ciliophora; Oligohymenophorea; Peniculida; Parameciidae.